AAUAACAACAAUAAACAUACCUAUGGAGUUUACCUCGAGCUCUAGGUUUUGUUGAAAUAAUAAAAAAAACCUAAUCGUAUCAGCAUCGUAUAAAUUUAUCAAAUUGGAAACAUAAUCUAAAAAUAAACGUGAAGACUAGAGUGAAUAAUAUUUCUUGUCAGUGAAUCAGUCCAAAUAACGUUUUACAAACGCUUAAAACAUUUGUUAACCUCAAAAUAAUUAAUGUAAAUCAACGUACAUUCAAGUUGAUUAACAAGCAUUUUCAGUCAUUUUUAUUGUUAAUAUAAGUUUAUAAAUAAACCAGCAAAAUGUCGGAACGUAAAGUAUUAAAUAAAUAUUAUCCACCGGAUUUUGAUCCAUCAAAAAUACCACGUAUGAAGUUGUCAAAAAAUCGUCAAUAUACUGUGAGAUUAAUGGCACCAUUCAAUAUGAAAUGUAAUGCAUGUGGUGAAUAUAUUUAUAAAGGAAAAAAAUUUAAUGCUAGAAAAGAAGAUGUUGAUGGUGAUGAUUAUCUUGGUAUAAGAAUAUACAGAUUUUAUAUAAAAUGUACAAGAUGUUUACAAGAAAUAUCAUUUAAAACUGAUCCAGAAAAAACUGAUUAUGUUAUUGAAGCUGGUGCAACAAGAAAUUUUAUGGCACUUAAAUUAGCUGAAGAACAAGCACAAAGAGAAGAUGAUGAAUUAAAAGAAGAAGAAGCAACAAAUCCAAUGAAAUUAUUAGAAAAAAGAACUCAACAAUCAAAACAAGAAAUUGAUGUUUUAGAAUCAUUAGAUAAUUUAAAAGAUUUAAAUAGACGACAACAAACAAUUGACUAUGAUCAAAUGUUAGAACAAUAUGAUACAAAAAGUGCAAGAGAAAAAACAAUUAAAGAACAAGAAGAAAUUGAUGAAGAAUUUGUUCAAUCAGUAUUUAACAAAAAAAAACGUACAGUUGUUGAAGAAGAAAUUAUUGAAUUAACUGAUGACGAUUUAUUGCCUUCAAAAAAAAUCGCUAAAACUGAUAAUGUAACGUCUGUUCAUGACUCAACAUCAGUAAGCAUUAACAAGAAACCAAUUGAUGUUGCUUCAUCAUCAUCGUCAUCAUCAACAUUAGAAUCAUCUUCUCGAUCAGCAACAUCAUUACUGGUAUCUUCGAAGGAUGUAUUACCAAGUCGACAAAAAAAAUAUUUAAAUUUAGUUAAAAAAAAUAUAAUUCUUGGAGUUAAACCAGCAACAACAACAACAAUAACAACACCAGCACCACCACCACCACCACCAUCAGCCAAUGAUUCAAAAUCCGAAUCAACAGCUAAAAAAACUGGACUUUUACUUUUAGGAUCAUAUUCUGAUACUGACAGUGAAGAUAGUGAUUGACAAAUUAUUUAUUUCAUUAUUAGAAAAUUUAUUAAAUACAAUUUUUUAAAAUGUUAAUUUUAUAAAAAAAAACAACACCCAAAAGAUGAAUUUUUG
Messenger RNA from Aphidius gifuensis, 1448 nucleotides. Its product is annotated as splicing factor YJU2-like. Bases 309 to 1352 code for a protein of 347 amino acids. The transcript has 3 exons. NCBI's taxonomy places the organism in Eukaryota, Metazoa, Arthropoda, Insecta, Hymenoptera, Braconidae. Gene Ontology annotation, cellular component: U2-type catalytic step 1 spliceosome. Gene Ontology annotation, biological process: mRNA splicing, via spliceosome. The record is from RefSeq and is a predicted model, not a curated record.